Molecule: messenger RNA, 738 nt
Organism: Ectocarpus sp. CCAP 1310/34
Lineage: Eukaryota; Phaeophyceae; Ectocarpales; Ectocarpaceae
Source: the annotation of a GenBank genome assembly
AUGGUAUUCGCCCUGAAAGAGCAGAACCGCAUCAUUAGGCAGCUUCGGAGAGAAGCCAACGCCAACUUCAUGCUCCUGGAUGACAGGAGUCGGCGGACCCAGGAUUUAGUCCAGAAGCUCGUGGGCAAGAUCAACACCCAGGAGACUCAGCUCCAGAAAGCAGAAGGGACAAUCACGGCGAUGCAGGGAGAGAUGCAGAACAUGCGGGGCAAGAUCGAGGAGGCCUUGAAGCUUAUCGAUAUCGCCAAGAAGCUCGAGGAGAAAAUCGUCUCCGUGCAACACAGGCUCGAGACGCAUACGGCCACGCUCAAGGCACACGAGGCACGAUUUGGAGAGAUCGAUCGAUUGGCCGGGAGGGUUUCAAUCUUGGAGGAAGCGUUAACCACGAUAUCAGGGGAUGACGUGUACGUGACCACCGACCAUAUGGGCGAGCCGAUGCCCCUCAACGCGGUGGUCCAGAAGUUGCAGAUCACGCUGACGGAGUACAACGUCAAGAUCCACGAGCAAUCUAAGGCCCUCCGACAACAGAGCGAGGUCCUGACAAAGGCGGAAGGUCAGCUGGCAGAAGGAAUACGUGUCAACAGAGAGAACAUCGAGGAAAUGCAGGUGAAAUUGGCAAAGAAUGACGACAUCGACCUAGGGGAGAUACGAAGAGGGCAGACGUCUAUUGCCGAGCAGCUCGACGUCAUCCAGCAAGAGCUGCUGGCGAAGAUAGACAAAUGUGAUCCACAAGGAUGA